Schizosaccharomyces osmophilus is the source of this 837-nucleotide messenger RNA. RefSeq names its product CENP-K-like protein Sim4 (gene sim4). NCBI's taxonomy places the organism in Eukaryota, Fungi, Ascomycota, Schizosaccharomycetes, Schizosaccharomycetales, Schizosaccharomycetaceae. Gene Ontology annotation, cellular component: nucleus. The coding region runs from base 1 to 837 and encodes 278 amino acids. The transcript has 2 exons. The record is from RefSeq and is a predicted model, not a curated record. Gene Ontology annotation, biological process: mitotic sister chromatid segregation; kinetochore assembly.
AUGGACUCAAACAAAGAUCAUAAUUCUCCAAAAGAGCCAUCCUUGACACGGCUAAAUUCUCAUAAGGAGGCCAGCUUUGACUUAUUGCAGCCAGACAGCAAUGCAGAAGUUGAAUUGCAAAGAGUGAUUUACAAAUGUCUAAAACGGAUUGGAGAAUAUCAUCAAAGGGAAAGUGAAUCAUCCAAGGAUGUUCAAAAAAUAUACAGAGAUUGCGUACAGGAAUAUCUUCACUUGAAGAAACAUCCAGCCUUAGCAUCCAUCUUGAAAAGGAGAACUCUAGAGGACAGUGUGAAUGACCUAGAACAUAAAUUGGAAUCAUCCAAGAAGGUAAAGGAUCUACUGAAUGAAGAAUAUCAACAAAUAAGGCAGUAUCGAAGGGACAUGGAAACGUUAAACACAAGCUUAUCCGAACGGCUGAAGCAGCAAGACACGAUUAGUAGAAAAGGGAAGAAAAGCUUUAUAAACAAAAAAAUACUUCAAGAAAAAGAUGAUGUUUCCAAGUCCUCUAUGGAACUUUUCACCUUCCUUAAUGAAUUCCUGGACAACCAUUACAGGGAACUUUUAGAAGGGCCCUGGUCUAAGGGAAAUUUAAGUGCUAAUGAACGGAAACAGAGAGCAACUAUUGAUAAAUUUGCCAAUGUUAAUCAGCUCGAGGAAUUGGAAGAGUUGAAACAUGUUCUAGAAGAACUAAUGAACCAAGCUACUUCUUCUAGUCCUUCCUUUACAAAAGUUACAAAUGAAAAAAUCCUAAACUUUUUACUUCGGUCUUCGCUGUGUACUUUUGAUCCGCGUGAUCCUUCAUUAUUGAAAUUUAUACCUUUUGCCGACGAGUUUUAA